UUUACUAGCUCGAAAGAUAUCGAAUGGAGAAAGGAGGCGAGUGUGAUGCGUAAUACAUCGUUUGUAGGCAUAAAUACCGCUGUAGCAACUAUUGUACUUGUGUUUUUUCUAGAAUCACAUCCUCAAGCUUUACUUUACGUUGUGACGGUCGCUAGACAGGUUGUCACGCCCUCAGCUAUUGCUGGAGUAUCUUCCGCUCGGAAGCCUUGAGAAACAAUAUGGCGAACAAGUCAUGUCUAGGCGCGAUGUUUUGGCUCUGCUUCGUCAAAGCUCUUCAGCUUUGGCAUACCUUCAUGAUCAGAAGCCACUUAUUGUCCAUCGAGACGUCAAGCCGGAGAACAUUCUCGUCUUAUCUCGCAGCCCAUUCCACAUCAAACUAUCAGACUUUGGCCUAGCAAAGGCAGGUAGCUUUUUGGAAACUAAUUGCGGCACGCCCCGUUAUAUUGCUCCUGAGAUCUCUCGCUCAGACUAUGGCGAGAGCCGUAGAUACACAUGUGCCGUCGAUAUUUGGUCUCUUGGCGUUGUUGUCCUCGAGUACGGUUAUAGUCUUCCGAGAUAUGAUAGGAAUUCACGACUAUCCCGGGCUGAACAGAUCAUCGAAGGGUUGAAGAAGUGGAAGUCGGACACUGAUGGCGUGUUCAAUGUCUUGUCGGGCAUGCUGGUCAUAGACCCAAAGCAGCGGUUGUCAGCUAAAGAGUGUUUGGAAAGAGCACAGGGGCUAGAGGGGUCUCAAACACCGACUCAAACACCGAGACCAAUGCCUUCUGAGAGACAGCAGCGUGAGGUUGAACCGCCGAAACCAACGGCCAUUGACCCCACUGCCCUCAAGCGUCCCGUCUCACCUAAGCUUGAAGGGGAUAUACGACAGCAACGCACCUCACGUCCUAUCCAGGAUGCUGAAGUCCAGGGACACAGCAAGCCAGGCGCCCAGGAACACGCCAGGCCAGACGUCCCGGGACACGCCAGGGACGAGGUCCCGCGUCAUACUGACGCGCUGACAACUACAGAGAAGCGAAAGAGAGUAACAGGGACAUUAUCUUCAUCCGAAAGACGCGCAAAACGCACUGUUACAUAGAGUUCACUGGGUCACCUACAAUAUGACGAACCCAACUUUGCUCCAGAUUCGGAGAAUGAUCUAAACCAUGCUGUAUAUAU
Molecule: messenger RNA, 1155 nt
Organism: Pseudovirgaria hyperparasitica
Lineage: Eukaryota; Fungi; Ascomycota; Dothideomycetes; Acrospermales; Acrospermaceae
Product: kinase-like protein
Exons: 1
Coding region: 233-1075 (280 amino acids)
Biological process (GO): protein phosphorylation; meiotic recombination checkpoint signaling
Cellular component (GO): cytoplasm; nucleus
Molecular function (GO): ATP binding; protein serine/threonine kinase activity
Source: RefSeq, a predicted model, not a curated record